Messenger RNA from Danaus plexippus (monarch butterfly), 1643 nucleotides. RefSeq names its product phosphoserine phosphatase (gene aay). Gene Ontology annotation, molecular function: magnesium ion binding; L-phosphoserine phosphatase activity. NCBI's taxonomy places the organism in Eukaryota, Metazoa, Arthropoda, Insecta, Lepidoptera, Nymphalidae. The record is from RefSeq and is a predicted model, not a curated record. Gene Ontology annotation, biological process: dephosphorylation; L-serine biosynthetic process. Gene Ontology annotation, cellular component: cytoplasm. The coding region runs from base 250 to 1011 and encodes 253 amino acids. The transcript is spliced from 6 exons.
AGCUCUGAGAUCUGAGUGCUGUAGCUCGUAUCGUGCGUUAUCUCGGGGAAGCUUGUGAAUAUAAGGCGAUAAUCAUGGACUGGGUGCACUGUAUUAUUGAUAUCGCACAAGACGGAGGCGUGUUCGUGACAGUUCCCGGUCAAGUGGGUUUCAUUUAAUGUUCCUUUUUUAAAAUUCCGAAAAAUUCUACCAACCUUUUAAAUAUAACGAGUUCUUGUUUUCUUUAUUAUCUCUUUAUUGAAGACAACGAUGGCUUUAUACAGCUUGAAAAACAAUCUCCAUUUGACGACAUUGAAGACGCUUUCACUCGUUUCAAUCAGCGUGAUGUCUCAGAAGCAAACAGUCCAAGAAAUCUUUCGUACAGCUGACUGCGUGUGCUUCGAUGUGGACUCCACCGUUAUAAGGGAUGAAGGUAUCGACGAACUCGCCAACUUCUGCGGAAAAGGGGAUGAGGUUAAAAGACUAACCGCGGAAGCUAUGGGCGGCAAUAUGACGUUUCAAGAGGCCCUUAAGAAGAGACUUGAUAUUAUAAGACCCAGUGCUAGUCAAAUUAAAGAAUUCAUUGAAACACAUCCUAUACAUCUCACGCCUGGAAUAUCUGAAUUAGUGAAGACGUUACACGAGAGAGGUGUAGCUGUGUAUUUAGUGUCAGGAGGCUUCAGAUGUCUUAUUGAACCGGUUGCCGAGAUCUUGGAAAUUCCCAAAGCGAACGUAUACGCUAAUAGACUCAAAUUCUAUUUCAAUGGUGAUUACGCUGGCUUCGAUGACACGGAGCCUACUUCUCGUUCCGGUGGUAAGGGUCUGGUGAUAAGACGUCUGAAAGAACACCACCACUACCAGAGACUGGUCAUGAUUGGUGAUGGGGCCACUGACGCCGAGGCCAGUCCCCCAGCUGAUGCGUUCAUUGGUUUUGGUGGAAACGUAGUGCGGGAGGAGGUUAAGAAGAAGGCGUCGUGGUACGUCACAGACUUCCAGGAACUGAUUACGUCACUCGCGAUCCAGACUAAGUGAUUACCGUAUAAUGAAUAUAAACCUUAUUCAGUUGUUAUAAGGUUGUAAAUAAUAAAAUUUUUGUUAUCGUUCAAGAUUGAACCUUGCUACAAAUGUAUAGCGUGCCUUGCAGUAUAUACAACAUGUACAUAUUGAAUUUGACACAUAUAUUUUUGACAUUUAUAAUGUAAAUUGUUUAGGUUAAGGGCUGUAGAAUUGUUUGUGCAUUUAUUGUUGUGAUGGUACUUUGAGUACAAUGUUUUAUUAACAAGUAUUUGUGGGACAUAGUCUCGUUUAGUGUUGCUUUUAGAUUAAUAAUAAUAAUAAAUUGUAACACUGAAACUUAAAUGACAGACAAGAUGGCGUCCUCAAGAUGGCGGACGUUUAGAAACAUGUAAUAAUAUAUUUUUUUAUUAUUCUUUUGACAUUUUUAAAUUAUGUAUUCUAUUAAGUUUUAGACAUCUAUAUUGCUAGUUCACAAUUCUAGUUUUAUUUUUAGCUUAAUAUUUUUAGUUACUUUACGGUAUUAAAAUUUAAGAACAGAGUAUGUUGAUGUUGCAGAUCGUUUUAAUGCUAAUUUGAAUAUGUUUUUGUUGUGUCAAAAAUGGCUGUGUACUUCCAUAAUGUUAAGAAAUAAAAUGAUUUUACAGUAA